AUGUUGUCCCGUAUAACAGCUAGAAGAUGGGUUGGUGUAUCGAGCCGUUGUUCACUUUCUACUCGUUUCUACAGUAGCAAGCUUUCUACAGAAUAUACCCCGGGUCCACCUCGUUUACCUAAAGAACAGCAAGAGGAGUUCGAGAGGUUGCAGAACAUUGCCAACUCUCAGAUAGCUAUUGAAGAAUACAAUGACCAGAUCCGCGAGACCGGUUCUGCAAAUAGUGACGCAGUUGUUCCUGAUCAACCAGUUCUCAAAAGUGAUAUUGGAACUUUUCAGGUCUUAAAGACAAUUCCAGAGUUCGAAGGAGAAGUCAACCCCAAGACGGGAGAAAUCGGAGGACCAAAGCAGGAUCCUUUGAAGCACGGUGAUUGGUCAUUUAACGGUAGAGUCACGGACUUCUAG
Scheffersomyces stipitis CBS 6054 is the source of this 405-nucleotide messenger RNA. RefSeq lists its product as uncharacterized. Gene Ontology annotation, biological process: mitochondrial respiratory chain complex II assembly. Gene Ontology annotation, cellular component: mitochondrion. The record is from RefSeq and is a predicted model, not a curated record. NCBI's taxonomy places the organism in Eukaryota, Fungi, Ascomycota, Pichiomycetes, Serinales, Debaryomycetaceae. The coding region runs from base 1 to 405 and encodes 134 amino acids. The transcript has a single exon.